CGCGUUCCGAGCGUGCAGGCCCUGGUAACCACGUGGGGAGCGCCACGUUUCCGGUGCCGGCGGCUGCAGCCGGAGUUUAAAGCCCGGGCAGCUGGAGUGGUAAGAGGGGUUCGGGGUCCGGAGAAGGAAAGAAAAGGAGCGGGGCUCGGCGAGCAGGACGCGGAGGACCAUGGCCAACAGCGAGCGGACCUUCAUUGCCAUCAAGCCUGAUGGCGUCCAGCGGGGCCUUGUAGGAGACAUCAUCAAGCGCUUUGAGCAGAAGGGGUUCCGCCUUGUUGCUUUGAAACUUAUGCAGGCCUCAGAGGACCUGCUCAAGGAGCACUAUAGUGACCUGAAGGAGCGCCCCUUCUUUCCCGGCCUGGUGCAGUACAUGCACUCAGGGCCCGUGGUCGCCAUGGUCUGGGAGGGGCUGAACGUGGUGAAGACGGGCCGCGUGAUGCUGGGUGAGACCAACCCCGCCGACUCCAAGCCAGGCACCAUCCGUGGGGACUUCUGCAUCCAAGUGGGCAGGAACAUCAUCCAUGGCAGUGACUCGGUGGAGAGCGCCGAGAAGGAGAUUGCGCUGUGGUUCACGCGGGAGGAGCUCGUGGACUACAAGAGCUGCGCCCAGGACUGGAUCUACGAGUGACCAAG
This is a messenger RNA of Octodon degus (degu), 633 nucleotides long. RefSeq names its product NME/NM23 nucleoside diphosphate kinase 1 (gene Nme1). Gene Ontology annotation, biological process: UTP biosynthetic process; GTP biosynthetic process; CTP biosynthetic process. The record is from RefSeq and is a predicted model, not a curated record. The transcript has 5 exons. NCBI's taxonomy places the organism in Eukaryota, Metazoa, Chordata, Mammalia, Rodentia, Octodontidae. The coding region runs from base 170 to 628 and encodes 152 amino acids. Gene Ontology annotation, molecular function: nucleoside diphosphate kinase activity.